Molecule: messenger RNA, 2366 nt
Organism: Drosophila subpulchrella
Lineage: Eukaryota; Metazoa; Arthropoda; Insecta; Diptera; Drosophilidae
Product: innexin inx5
Exons: 3
Coding region: 904-2163 (419 amino acids)
Biological process (GO): phototransduction
Cellular component (GO): plasma membrane; gap junction
Molecular function (GO): gap junction channel activity
Source: RefSeq, a predicted model, not a curated record
AGUUGCAAACGGAGUGUCAGACGAGGCGGUUCACUUAAAAGCCACUUAGCAUUCAACUUACUUGUUAGAUCAAGCGCGAACCUAGAAUCAAAAAAUUUUUUUUUUAACUUUUUUUGUUGUUUGAGUUCACGAGUUUUUCACGCAGAAGAAAUGACAAUCUAUGGACUGUUGGUGCAGAUCAUAAUCGUUUGUAACUAGCCUUCCGAAGAGUCCGAGGAUAUCCAAGGAGGAGGAGCAAAAAUGGCACCGCCCCAAGAGCAACCGGAGGAUGAUAUUACCACCAAGAUACCCUCGAUAAUUGGAUUCCUGAACUUGGACUGACUGGCAACAGGCGAAGCUUUGGCCCCCCAAUUCCAAGAUGAAGAGCUGACCUAGAGAGCCAAGGCUGAAUCGCGAGAACUAUGGGUACAGAUCUUAGUCAUAUCAUAAUGGUUAAGAAAUGGAUCACGAAACGCAUAAAUAAACGAGAAAUGUAAACGAAUUUAUUGGUUGAUUUUUGAACUGCCUGAAAGUCGGCAAUGGGCUGUGGAAAUAACCCAAAGAAAUAUGUUUUUAUUGGUGGCAAUACUAUUCUAGUGACAGUGACAGAAACCAAAAACUGACUACUGAGUCUCAGAGAGAGAUGGGGAAAAAAGCAAAGUAGGUAAUAAUGACGGCACGGACAAAAAAAUAUGUAAAGCCGAGCGACGAUCUGAUCUGUGAACUGGCUACCAUCCUAGGCCGGCAAUCGAAAAGCAGUCCUGGUGAAACGAACCCAUCGAAGCCAUCGCAUCCAUCGACAUUCAUCGAAGAGGGUAAUCCCAAGCAGGCCACGAGCAGGACGAGAAGAAGGACGUCGAGGAACGGGCACAAGGAGCGGAAUUGGAAGCUGUCCUCGAGGAACUCUUCCCGGAGGCAGAAGAAAUGUAUUCGGCGGUGAAGCCGCUCUCCAAGUAUCUGCAAUUCAAGUCGAUCCGCAUCUACGACGCCGUCUUCACCAUCCACUCCAAGUGCACGGUGGUCAUCCUGCUCACCUGUUCGCUCCUCCUGUCGGCGCGCCAAUACUUCGGGGAUCCGAUCCACUGCAUCAGCGAGGAGAAGAACAUCGAGUACAUACAGUCCUACUGCUGGACCAUGGGCACCUACAUCCUCAAGCUGGACGCCAGCGUCGGCGGGCAGCAGCUGCCGGUUCAUCCGGACCAUGAGGGAUCGGGAACCUCCUCUGCCACUUCCCCAGCCUCCUCCACCACAUCGCACUCGAUGUGGAAGAGCCGCUCCAGAUACCGCUCCAGAUCGAGCCUCCGCCGUAUGGGGGAGUACAACGAGGCCUAUGCCAGGGCCAUGUCGAUAGCCGAGGGCGUGGGCCCUGAGGUACGGGGCCACUCGGAGCGGGAGUACCUGCGCUACUACCAGUGGGUCAUCAUCCUGCUGCUCUUUCAGGCCUUCGUCUUCUAUUUCCCCUCGUGCCUGUGGAAGGUGUGGGAGGGCCAGCGGCUGAAGCAGCUCUGCUCGCAGGUCGGCGAGGCCCUGCUCUCGGAGGAGACCUACAACACCCGGCUGCGGCUGUUGGUCAAGUACUUCACCACCGACUACGAGGACAUGCACUUCUGCUACAUGGCCAAGUACGUCUCCUGCGAGAUCCUCAAUUUCCUCAUCAGUGUGGUGAACAUAAUCGUUUUGGAGGUCUUCCUAAACGGAUUCUGGUCGAAGUACCUCCAUGCCCUGGCCACCAUUCCGUUCUACGACUGGGACCGCUGGAACCGCGUGUCGUCGAGUGUCUUCCCCAAGAUCGCCAAGUGCGAGGUGCUCAAGUUCGGGGCCAGCGGAACGACCAGUAUUAUGGACAACCUGUGCAUCCUGCCGCUGAACAUCCUCAACGAAAAGAUCUUCGUCUUCCUGUGGGCCUGGUUCCUCCUGAUGGCCCUGAUGUCCGGCCUGAAUCUUCUCUCUCGGCUGGCCAUGAUCUGCAGCAGAUAUCUCCGCGAGCAGAUGAUACGCAGCCAGCUGCGCUUCAUGACCAAACGGCAUGUGAAGCGCGCCCUGCGCGACCUCACCAUCGGGGACUGGUUCCUCAUGAUGAAGGUCAGCGUCAAUGUUAAUCCCAUGCUCUUCCAGGAUCUCAUGCAGGAGCUGUGCGAGCUGCGCACCUCCUCCUCGGCCAGCAGCCUGGAGAGCCCUGUCUAGGAUUUCUUACAACAAUUGUAAUCCAUAUGGAUCAGGAUCAGCAGAUCGCCUGGAUGACCUUCGACCAGUUGACGUUGCCGUCGUUCGAUGAUUCGCGCGUUUUUGCUUACAUACAUGUGGAUAUUACAUAUAUUUCCUCCCUUCACCUUUGCAAAUACUCUACUUAUGUUUUGUAAACAUGUGAGCUAUAUGGUAUUGUAUAC